Pyricularia oryzae 70-15 is the source of this 7290-nucleotide messenger RNA. RefSeq lists its product as uncharacterized. Bases 1 to 6918 code for a protein of 2305 amino acids. The record is from RefSeq and is a predicted model, not a curated record. Gene Ontology annotation, cellular component: Set3 complex. Gene Ontology annotation, biological process: regulation of transcription by RNA polymerase II. The transcript is spliced from 2 exons. Lineage: Eukaryota; Fungi; Ascomycota; Sordariomycetes; Magnaporthales; Pyriculariaceae.
AUGCGGGAUGAGCGCGACGCACCGCCAAGGAUUAUGGACGAUCAUCGGCCACUGAGAGAUCCCAGAGAUGAUCGCUCUCCUCGUGAACGCGAUCUCAUCAGGCCCAAGGCGGAAAGAAAUUCUUUGACUCACGAGCAGCAACCGCAAGCCAAGGAAAUAUCGCCACCGCCCAUCGCACCGUCAGCGCCCGCAUACGGAUCCAUAGUCCCCAGCAGGCUUCCAUCUGCCGGAGAGAUACAAACUCCCACAGGCAAAGCGCCGCCUACGGGGCCACGCGCUUUGACAGAGGAGCGGCCCGUAUCAGCCGGUCACCAGGCAGGAAGUGAGCGUGGGCCAUCUGUUGGACCAUCCAAAGCUGCCAGUCACGACGGUAGCCCUCCGAUACCAACUGGGCCUCGUGCACAGCAGCAGCAGCAGCAGCAGCAGCAACCGCCACCGCAGCCCAGGCCGUCGAGCAAACAGUGGAUUAACCCAGCAAUCAGUGGUAAAAGAGUGCCCGAUUCGCCCAAGUUGAACAGAUCGCAGAGCUUCGCAUCGCAACAUCCAAGGCCUUUCGAUCAUCGCCCUGCCUCUUCGGGCUCCGAGCGUCAAAAUGAGUAUGGAAAUCGCCCGACUAGUAGUGACGCCAAGUCGGAUGCUCACACGGAUAGUCAUCUCCAUUCGCUACAUAUGGCCGAGCCCGGAGAGAUCCUGCCUGAUCACGUCGUGCGGGAGACGCAAUCUGCUAGGGCGUCGAUAGAUCGUGAGAUGCGACCACCUUGGUCGGCUGUGGACAGCUCCAUGCCGCCGUUUGGAUCAGCAGCAAGCAUUGCACGGGCUUCGCCUACUCGACAACGCCAGCCCACGGCGAGCCCUGUUAUGCAGAAACACAGCAGAGACGGUCAGCUCACUCAGACUCCUGCGCAGACCCCGGCUCCACGGCCAAAACCACGCCGCAAGCCCAUAUUACGAGUUUCUGCAUCCCGUAUCAAUGCAUCGCCCAAGGAGACUCUAAUCCCACCAGUAGUUGAUCAAUCUUCUGACUCGGAUGAAGAGGAUAUGAACGAUUAUUUUGAGAUGGAGAUUCAAAAGGCUGAGGCGGAAAUCAAGAAGCUCGAUGGUGAUGAGCCGUCGAACUCCCCACAAGAUGCGAUUGCAUAUGCUCGUUUGAUGGUGAUGGCGGCUACACGCUUGAUUUCAGAGCCCAGCAGUCUAGGAGAAAUUAUAGGAAUGGUCCCCGAAAAGCAGAAGACACCCAGGCCAGAAACACCUCCUGCCUCUGAGAUGCAGGUUGAUGCACCUGCUCCGGGGCCGCCAGAAACCAAAGCUACAGCUGACCAUCCUUCCCAACCCCUUGCUUGGUCUCCUGCUAGAGCCCCUGCUCAGUCUACUGCUAAACCCUCUGAUCAAUCUUCUGCCCAAUCUUCUGCUCAACCCCCUGCUCAAUCUCCCGUUCAGGCUCCCGCUCAACCUCCCACUCAACCCCCUGCUCAGCCUCCUGCUGACCGUCCUGCUCGACCUGAACCUGUAACCAAACCGGAGGCCGAUCAAAAGGCAGAGAAGGUCAAGGAACCCGCUCACAAUCCAGAACCCAAGAUCGAAGAUGUUGAGAUGCAGGAUGUAAACGUUCCCAAUCCUGUGCCCGAAAACCUUGUGCCCGAGCCCCGCGAUGUGGACGUUGUCAUGGAAGAUGCCGCAGAACCCCCACCUGUUGCUCCGCCGGUGCCAUCGAUAGAGCAUCCCGUACCUAAUGGCGUGGUGACAAAUGGCGAUGUACCUGCUCCGCCGGUUCCUGAGCAAGAAGCCCCCGUGGAAGAGCCUACGAGACCCAAUUCACCAGAUAAGAUGGAGGAGGAUGACGAUGCGACCGAAAUCGAUGACUCGGACUACGCCACGAUCGAGUCUGCACGGCAGUAUAUGGUCACACCGCCAUUGGAAGAUUUACCCGUAUUCGAUGUGACCCCGUGGCACGAGGAUGGGGCGUUGCUCAAGUCGUUUGUACCUGCAGACGGCAUCACACAGCUAGUUAUGCAGCGGUUCAAGCAAGAGUCAGGUGUGAAACUUGACGAGAUAUCGGCCGCUCAGCGCGAAUAUCUCUCCAGGUACGAGGGAUAUGUACGUUCGAACCUCGCGGAUGCACCUGGCGGUAUCAAGUCCCGUGACAAGAACGGAGGCGCGGGUCAGGCAGGCGGAACCAGUCCGCGAACCGCCCCCGAGCCCAGACCAGAGGGAAGGAGGGCGGGCAGGUUCGCGACUGAAAGAGAUCUCGAACGUGUUAUUCAAGCCAGUAGAGAAGAGGAAGAAGCUAGACGUGAAGCUGCAGCGAGAGCCAAGGAUAAAAAGGAUGAGAAGCCUGUUUCUAAAGAGGCUACGAUUCCCAACAUGUUCUGGAACGAUGAAGAACGCGCCAAGGAACUUUUUAUCGACACAUCUGGGCUGGUCACUACCGAAAGACUCGUGGGGGUUUGGCACGUUCUUCCUCCUGUCUGCAAUUUCACAGAAGAGGAAGAGGCGCUGUUUGAAAAGGCCUACCUAGAGUUCCCCAAGCAGUGGGGUAGGAUCGCGGACCAACUGCCUAAGCGUGACUUUAGGUCGUGCAUACAGUACUAUUAUCUUAAGAAGAAGGAGUUGAACCUGAAGGAGAAACUGAAGAAGCAACCCAAGAAGCGGAAGAAGGGCCGCGGCAAGGCUAGGUCCAGCGCUCUUGUGUCUGAGCUUGGCAACGGUGAGAACGAGACGGAGGAAAACAACGGCGAGGGCGAGAAUGGAGAGCGUAGGCGGCCGAGGCGUGCCGCGGCGCCCACUUUCAGCUUUGAGUCUGCAGCAACGCCAACUCAUGCCGACUCGGAUGGAGCUGGCUCAACAGGAACCCCGGGUCGCCGCGCCAACGCUGCCAACAAGGACGGAAAUGGAACCGAGAAGCCCGAGAAGAAAACAAGAAAGCGCCAACCCAAGGAGAAGAAGACAGAGGUACCAAAGCUUUCCACAACCCUGGUACCGACGCCUCCGCUGGCCACAAAGUCUGUCACCAACCGUUCGAGGUCCAAUUCACGAGCCCAAGGGGGUCCGGAUUGGCCUUCACCGCAGAUCCCUUCCACACCUGGAACCAUGCCGGUGUUGGCACAGGGGAUGCCACCGCCAUUCGAGAUACCCUCACCUGGAAUGCAGCCUGGUGUUGUCCCUGCUCCCAUCGUCAACGCUGAACGGUCACCGGCCACACCGUUGCCGACUGCCGCUCCCGCUAGCGAGCCCGCGGCACCGCCCUUGCGCCCAGAUGUUCCUGCGCCAUCGCCACAAAGCAGCGUGUCAACAUUCGAAAUCGGGCAGCCGUCCGGCUCGGAGCGCGGGCGUGCGCAGGGUGGAGCGUCCAGCUAUUGGAGUGUGUCUGAAGCGAAUGACUUCCCGGCAUUGCUGAAGUCUUUUGGUACCGACUGGGGUGCAAUUGCUGCUCACAUGCAGACCAAGACUGCGGUAAUGGUUAAGAACUACUACAGCCGUCAAAAGGAUAGUGCGAAGCCCGAAUGGGAGCAGAUUGCCACCGAGGCCGAUCUCAAGAAACAACGCGGACAGAAGCGCCCUCCUCCGCCGACACCCUCAGGCGGCACUCGCGGAAAGAAAUAUGAUAGCACUCCGGCACCCAAUCUACCCCGGCCCAUCGUCUCUGCAGAGUCAUCUGACGCCCCGAUGCAGGCAAAGCUGGAGCCUCAGGGCCCUUCUCCGACCCAAGCACCACCUAUUUCGACGGCUCCGAAUCAGGCAUUUGGAAGGUUUCAAGUGCUCGCUCCACAAGCUCCUCCUGCAGCUUCUCCGACAUCUACCGUAGCUCCAACUACGCCUGCCCCACCGCAGGCUAUGCAGUCUCCCAUUGUGCAGAACCAGCCGGCAGCGGUACAACAAGCCAAGCCUGUUGUGGCACCCGUUGCCCAACAGCAGCCGCUUGUGCAGGCUGUAGUGUCGCCUAUUGCAUCGCCCUCUGUUUCGCAACCACACUCGCAAACGGUUUCUCCUCGGGCCCGACCUGUGAGAGGACCAGGGAUUGCACCUUUUACGUUUGCUAACCAAGAGAUGGAGCGGGAACCGCGCGAACGCGAGCGCGAGCGCGAGCGUGAAACACAACCUAUUGCAACAACCCAGUCACAGCCAGCUCGAGCGUCGCAGAAGCCCGUCGCAGCAGCCGCUGCUGCUGCUGCCGCCGCCGCCGCCAUGCCAGGUCCCAGUCACAUGGAACCAUUGGCACCGCAACGAACUGCUUGGUCUAACAACAACACAGAUAUCGACGCUCAAAUCAACAAGAUUGCCCAAAAGCGGAACCAGCGCAACGACGUCUUCAUACAGCAGCAGAUCCAGCAGCAGGCACGAGAAGAGUCGAGACAAGGCAGCGAGCGCUCCGGAAACACGCCGAUCCACAGCCCGGCACCGGCCAGGCUCAAGCAAGAGCCCGACGUGCCGCACUUGUAUGAUGCGUACCCUCCUAUGCCCCAAGCGCCUCCUAGGAGUGCUCCUAUGAGAAAUGAAGCGGCCCCAGUGCCAAGGCAGUCGGAACCGCCCCAUGCGCGUAUCGUCACUUCUGUACCGCCAGUGUUUGCUCAGCAGCAGCCACCGCAGCAGCCACAGCAGCAAGCACAGCCGCAGGCGAUUCAACAGCCCAUCCAGCAGCCCAUCCAGCAAUCCAUCCAGCCGCCCAUUCAGCAGCCCAUCCAGCAAUCCAUCCAGCAGCCCAUUCAGCAGCCUAUCCAGCAGCCUAUCCAGCAGCCUAUCCAGCAGCCUAUCCAGCAGCCCAUCCAGCAGCCCAUCCAGCAAUCCAUCCAGCAGCCCAUUCAGCAGCCCAUCCAGCAAUCCAUCCAGCAGCCCAUCCAGCAAUCCAUCCAGCAGCCCAUCCAGCAAUCCAUCCAGCAGCCCAUCCAGCAGCCUCCUCCACACAGGCCUCUGCACUUUGGCGAGCCUGGCCCGUCUGUUACUCCGUCUCACGGAUCUCCGAUUGGUAUGGAGAGGCCGCUGUCCAGGAUUCAACAGCGCCCAAUGCCUUCGGUGCUCAUGGAACAGCAGCAGCAACCGCAGCAACAAGUACCGCCUAGAGAGUCUACGCCUCAGCAGCCUCCUCCCAUGGCCGCUCCACCGGUCCCGGCACCAAGGCCUGCUGCCAAGACAUCUAACUUGAUGGCGCUCCUAAAUGAUGAGCCGCCGCCACCGCCAGCUGCUCCUCCCGCCUCCAAGAGGGUUUCCGAUGUGUCGAGCACCAACAAGGUCAAGGUUUCUUCGACACCUCCGCCAUCUGUCGUUGCGCGCCCGCCGCCUCCUCCUCCUCCGCAGUCGGCUGCGCCUUCGCCGUUGCGUGAGAGUCAGACUCCCAUGUUUUCUCAAUACCUGCGCAACACUCCGACUACUUCAGGGGUGCCGUCUCUAAAACCGUACGGUUCCGUCAACACGCAGUCUCCACAGCCACAGCACAUAAGCGUACCCAGACAGUCAGUUUCUGGUCACCCGAUGGAACAAGUGCCGGAGCGCGACUAUUAUGGUCGGCCACAAUAUCCUCCGCAGCACCAGUCUCCUGCGACGAACUCUCCUGGUGGUCAUCACUUCCCUCCGUCCCAGAGUCAGCAGGCGCCGGCAGGGUACCAAGGGCAACCGGCGCCGUAUGCUACUCAAUACGGAGCACCGGUCACGCAGCCGCACUCGGCAUCGCCAACGCCACAAUAUGCAGUGCAGUCCUCUAGGCGCGACCCAGGACCACCGCCUCCGGCCCGUGGAGAGCCAUCAUGGCAGCAGGAGAGGACCCCAAUGCAGAGCACUCAACCACCACUACACUGGCCACAGCAGCCACCUCCGCCCAAACACAGCCAGCCCCCACCACAGUCUGCAUGGGGCGCACAACAUGGCGGACCACCGAAGCCACCAUCUUCAGGUGGGCCACAACAAGGUGCAUGGUCGGGUGCUCCCCCUCCAGGGCAACAGCAGCCGCCUCAUCUUCACAUGGGAAUGCGGGAUGACAGGGGAUAUGCUAUGCAUGAUCCUCGAGAUUCCAGAGAUCCUCGGGAUCCUAGGGGAGAUCCAAGGGCAGACCCAAGAGGUGACAUGCGGGGAGAUCCUAGGGCAGACUUGCGGGGAGAUCCUAGGGCAGAAAUGCGGGGAGAUCCUAGGGCAGACAUGAGAGGAGACCCAAGGGAUUUGAGAGACAUGAGAGCGGAUCCCAGAGGGGACAUGAGGGAUCCCAGAGCGGAACUGAGGGAUCUAAGGGCAGAUAUACGGGCAGAGAUGAGAGAUGGAAGAGAAGACAUGAGAGAUCCACGAGAUCCUAGAAACCAGCCUCCUCCCGGCGGCGGGAUGGUGCAACAUCAGCACGGCCCUCCGCCACCUCAACACUACCAGCAACAUGCGCCGCCUCCACAGCAUCAUCAGCAGCACCCACACCACCAGCACUCGCACUCGCUAAGCGGGCAUCAAUAUCCACCCCCACCUCCUAGGGAUGAUCGACAGGGGCCGCCUCCACCGCAGCAGCAGCAGCAACAACAGGCUCCGCCGUACCCCAGAUAUGCUAGCACUCCGGGGCCAGGGAUGACUAGAGAGCCGAUUCCGCCACCACCGAGGAGCUACACGCCGGUUAGUGCCAUGUACGACAGAGGCGGGCCGCCGCCGCAACAGCAGCAGCCGUAUGGUGGACCACAGGGGCCGCCACCACCACAGAGGGGCGACCCGCUCAGGGAUCACAUGCAGAUGAGAGGCGAUAUGGGUGGGAUGCCACCGAGAGAUCCGAGGGAGCAGCAACACCUGCAACAACAACAACAACAACAGCAGCAGCAGCAGCAGCAGCAACACCAACACCAACACCAACACCAACAUCAACACCAACAUCAACACCAACACCAACAGCAGCAGUCAAUGCUACAGAGGCAGUUGAGGCCGCAUGAGGAGUAUCCUGGUCGGGAUCGAUACGGGCGAUAGAUUUGAAGGAAAGGAAAGUACUUGAUGGUAAAGAGAAGUACUUUUUGUUCUUUUGAGAAGACAUGCUCUUAUGUGCGGCAUAUAUAUUACACUUUUGUUUUCUUGUAUAGGACUUUGUCAUUCUAAGCUAUUAUUCGAACUUUUUUUUUCUUUUUCUUUUGUGGCGUGUUUGCGUGUUUAGAGCUUGUGCUAUCAGGUCUGUUGUGGUUAAUAUUUCUUGUCGCUGGCAGAGUCGUACACCUUGUGGCAUAUGGCUGUCGAUGGAGAAAAUGUGGUUCCAUUCAUGGCGUUUUCAGAGAGCGUAGAUUAUUUUGCAGAUAUACAAGGUAUUUUAUCUUAUACAUGAGCUUUAUUAUUAUUAACAGGAUCGGG